Messenger RNA from Scheffersomyces coipomensis, 312 nucleotides. RefSeq lists its product as uncharacterized. Bases 1 to 312 code for a protein of 103 amino acids. The record is from RefSeq and is a predicted model, not a curated record. The transcript has a single exon. Lineage: Eukaryota; Fungi; Ascomycota; Pichiomycetes; Serinales; Debaryomycetaceae.
AUGUCGUUUUUUUCCAAUCUAUCAAAUUCAACAUUUUUAGAUUGUGGUAAUUCAUAUGUCAUAGUUUCUAAUGAUUUCAUUGAUGCAAGUAACGCAACUAAUGUAACUGAUACUGCUACUAGAUAUGAUAUUGCAUAUACCUGUGGAUCAGAUUAUUAUUUGUACACUUUUAAAAAUAAUACCAAUAACCAAAAAUUAGUAUCAAGAAAUGUGGAACCGUAUAUUAAUCAAAUUGUGGUACACAACAAAUAUCGGUUAAUAUGGGGAAUACAACCAAUAAAAAUGAUUAUGCUCUAUAUAGUUGUGGUUUAA